AUGACAGAACACAUAACUCUUGAUCAGAUUCCAUCGCUCCAUAGCCCCAGUCUGACCGAAAACACUGCGCCCAUCCCAAUUGAACAAGAUGCUGCCGCCGAGCCAGAUAAUCAUGCGGCGGAAGCCCAAUAUCCAACAGGCCUCAAGCUAUGGCUAAUCAUGCUUUCCGUCGCUGCCGUUCUUGUCCUCAGCAGCAUAGACAUGAACAUAGUCGCGACCGCAGUCCCAAGCAUCACAGACCACUUUCACACGGUAGCCCACGUCGGGUGGUACUCAUCUGCCUUCAGACUCUGCGUAUGCGCCUUUCAAUUUGUCUUUGGAAAGGCAUACAAGCUCUUCUCUACAAAGCGCGUCUUUCUCCUUGCCAACGCCAUUUCGAUUGCUGGCUCUUUGCUCUCCGGCGCUGCUACCACGUCCACUAUGCUAGUCGCUGGAAGAGCUGUUGCUGGACUCGGAUCCGCUGGUUUAUUCGCUGGGUGCUUUAUCAUUGUCGUGCAAACAACACCACUUCGUCGACGGCCGAUGUUUCUUGGGGUCAUGGGUGCUGUUGAAGGACUGGCUACUAUUGCAGCGCCUCUACUCGGCGGCGCCCUUCAAACUCUGAGCUGGCGUUGGUGCUUUUAUAUCAGUGCCCCAACUGGACUUCUCACAUUUCUUCUCAUUAUGUUGUGCCUCACGGAUAGUGCAGAAUCUUAUGAAACUGCGCGCAUGACGCUUAAAGAAAAGGUGAUCCAGCUUGACCUCUUGAGCAAUAUGCUUCUUCUCCCUGCACUGACCAGCCUCUUCCUCGCCUUUUCGUGGGCUGGUACAAAGUACUCCUGGCACAGCGGCCAAGUGAUUGGUCCUCUGGCCACAUUCGCCGUCCUUCUUGUGGCAUUCAUACUACAACAGAUCCGUCGAGGCGAUGCAUCUGCUCUUCCUCCCCGUCUGAUGAAACAUCGCAGCGUGAUCGCUGGCUUCAUCUUCAUAUUCUGCGUCAACAGCACAGGUGUGGUACUUGAAUAUUACCUACCUACAUACUACCAGCUAGUUCGUGGAUACACACCUGUUAAAAGUGGCUACAUGAUGCUUCCCAUAAUCAUCGCUGCAACCAUCGGCUCGCUCAUUCAUGGUGCUGCCACAAGUGCGUUUGGAUACUAUACUCCCUUUAUGCUGUUCGCCUCCAUAAUCAUGCCAGUUGCUGCAGGCCUAAUCACCACAUUCAAGAUUGAUACCAGCUUCGAGCGUCUCAUCUUGUACACUGGAUUGUCUGGCUUAGCUUACGGGAUAGGAUUUAUUGGGCCCCAAACAGCUGUCCAGACAGUGCUACCCGAAGAAGACGUCCCCCUUGGCUUGUCGGUCAUGCUCUUUGCGCAAUCGUUUGGUCCAGCUGUGGCUGUCCCUAUAGCGCAAGUACUAUUUACAAACCGAUUGUCGGUUAACCUUGAAUCCCUCAUACCGGGCAUGAACCAAACGAAUAUCAGCAAUAGUGGACUCACGGAAAUGGUGGCGAGUGUUCCGCCGUCUAAGUCAAGAGAUGUACUUGUGGCGAUUGAUAAGAGUCUUGGACAGACAUGGUAUUUGGUCGUUGGACUUGCUUCAACGGCUAUAGUUGGAAGUUUGAUGACCGAGUGGCGAUCGGUAAAACAAAAGCGUGAAUGA
Messenger RNA from Fusarium sp. VM40, 1641 nucleotides. The record is from the annotation of a GenBank genome assembly. NCBI's taxonomy places the organism in Eukaryota, Fungi, Ascomycota, Sordariomycetes, Hypocreales, Nectriaceae.